Messenger RNA from Scophthalmus maximus (turbot), 2953 nucleotides. RefSeq names its product RD3 like (gene rd3l). NCBI's taxonomy places the organism in Eukaryota, Metazoa, Chordata, Actinopteri, Pleuronectiformes, Scophthalmidae. The transcript has 3 exons. Bases 826 to 1488 code for a protein of 220 amino acids. The record is from RefSeq and is a predicted model, not a curated record.
UGUCAGCUACACGCUGGAUACUGUAGCACUUCAUUCUGUCCGAAAAACCAGACAGUUUUAUGAUCACUAUCAAAACACUAACUCUAGGUUGAGUAACAGAGUUCAUAAUUAAAAGCUAACUUCAAAUUAGGUUCAUACAGAGGGUGAAUAUACCAGCAGCUGUUUAUCUCUGCGCCUGUGUCUCCUCUCGUCCUUCCCUCUGGGUCAACUCAUCCAGGCCCCGCAGCAGUGAAGCCUAGAGAGCAUUCCCUUGUUGUCUCUGCCUCCUUUUUUUUUCCUCACGAGGGGAGGAUUUUAUCGCAACAGCAGGAACAAACUCUGACAUGGGAGCUCAAACACAACACACAUGCGGCUUGUGCGCACUGAAGCACUCUUGCCCUCUUCCUUUCACUCCAAUGCAAUCCUUUCGUGCAAGCUACAAAGCAGCUGACCUUACAACAAAAGCUGCACACUGCACAGAGGAGAGGGGGGUAAAAGGAAAGGAGAAGUGACAGCUCUUAGUCAGUUAGCACUGUGACUAACUCUCUUGGAAAAAAGUCUGCGUGACAAGAGCAGCAGGACGGAUGAUACGGACAAGACAAUACCUACAACGGAAAGUAAAAUAGGCUUCCAGGAGUCAAGACAGUGGAGGAUUUUUUUCUGACACAAGUGAAGCGCAUUUGACACAGAGGGACAUCAACCGCAACCGAAGGAAUGAAGUUUUCAAGGACUGACCCAUAGGGACAAAAAAGCAGGAGACUGUUUUCAUCUUGGUCCAUUUUCCUGAAUAUCUCACAAAAGCAUCGGUGGUUUUCAGAUUUUUCUGGACGGUCUGCUGUGAACGCCAUGCCCCUGUUCAGCUGGAUGAAGUGGUCUCAUGAGACAAGAGUGCAGACUCAGGAUGAAGAGGCACCUCUCAAGACCACAGGGGUUGUCCCCAGCCGCAGGUUGAUCAGAGAGCUCCUGUGGCAUAUGGAGGACCGUGAGCAACUGGCGAGGGAACUUGAGCGAGAGCACAGGCUGGCCAACAGCUCCAUGGGUGUCCAGUGGUUUCAGACGAACCCUCGGUUACAGACCCUUAUCCCCACAUCAGAGCUGUACCAGCUAGAGUUUCUGUGUGCCCAGAUCCCACCUAUCCACGCGGCCACCGUCCUUUACAGGUUUCGUGAGGUGCUUGCCACCAACAAUAUAAGGCCCUGGGAGCUGGCGUCUGUCUUCAAGCAGGUGCUGAGAGACUUUGUGAACGAAGAGGACGACCUCUCAGUGCAGCCAGCACAGCUCCCACCAAUGGAGGCUUGGACCAGCCGCUAUAAAAUAAAGCAGGGCUUUGUCACACCUACCGUCCCCAACUGUGGAGACCGUCCAAGGGAGGAGAUCCCAACAAUCUCUGGAUAUGUGGACAGGGCCAUGCGGCACUCCAGUUCAUUCACAGCCAACUGGGACUGGGACCUUCCAUAUUACCAUCCAGUAUCUCUCAGGCCCAAAGGGGCUUACAGCACAACACUUUGAAAGGGCAUACUGACUCACACGAUCUAGUUAACACAAGGAAAAGUAGUUAUUACAUUCUCAGCAUGGGAGGACAAGAUUUAAAAAAAGAAAACAACAACUGAUAAUUUGAAUUAGUUUACAAUAUUUCAAGGUUUUUGACCAAAAUGCAUGGACUACGUAGUUUAUUGCCUGCCCGUACUCAAUAAUCCCAUAUUUUUGAGAGAUUUUCCUUAGUAUUGAUUACAAACCCCAGUAAGUCUUUGUAGAGUUCAGGAAGUAUUUUAAAAGGGAUGUUGGCACUUGAUGUGAAAACACAAGUACAACCAGGACCAAUGGGUUUCAGCCUGUUUCGCUUGUGAGGCUUUAAAUUGAAACAAAGUACCUGCAACAGCUCAUCGGACUGAAAAUAUCUUUGAGUUUUGAAAGUUAAAACAAAGAUUGAUAUUCUCUGUUUCAACAGUUUUAAAGCCAUAAACAGGUACUACUGUCAAGUAGUUAAAAAUAAACAUAAUUUGUGUAGUAUGCAUUUUUUUGGUUUUAUUUCCCAUCUUGUUAAUCAUCAUGUGACCCCUUGGGUGCUUCCAAUGCCCAGGUUUGGAACUACUGACGAAGAGUGUUUUGAUUUAGUUGCCAACCAAGGACAGUAAGCGACACCUGAUGUUUUCUACUGUUAGUCAGGAGAACACUGGGGACAAAUCCUCUGUACUUCAUUUUCUCCAAAUCUGCUAAUGGCUAGUCCCAGUGCUGAUACAUUUAGUGCAUUCAUAUGAACUUCAUUACUCCCAGCUGUGCAACGUAAGCAAGAUAAAAAUCUAUAGAAACAAGUGUUGAAAAUAAAGAAAAAUAACAACAGUUUAAAAACCCAUCUAUGCCACAUUUGUCUACACACAAAUUCCAUGUUACAUGUUGUUUAUGCACUAUUUGCUUGUUUACUUGCAUUCUAGAAGUGGCCUGCUCAUUGUGACCACAAAGUGACCAAUCAGGGGAGAGGAGCGUCAGUCCCUGACCCCGCCUCCGAGGUCUGGAAACUUAACUUUCCCUGUGGUUGGUGAGCAUUUCGUGAUGGCGCGUGGGGUACGGAUGGUUUGUUCGCGCGCGAUUGUUCAGACCAAUAAACCUCAUUCACACUAUCAAACAUAAUUAUUAUUUUGAAUACAAUGGCUAGCCGAUUGCACUUUCUCUAACUGUAGCGCACACACACGCUGCCAUUGCAGAUCUAGUAGCCGCCAAAACAAAUGCUGGCCAUCUGAACACUGCAGCCUAACUUCUUCACGACUAACUUCAGUUCCUGUUAGACAAAACAGGCCGUCAUCCUCUCACGUGUUUAUGCACUGUUACUGUAAUAUUUCAAAACGUUAGCCUGUCAGGGUUUGUGGCUAAAUAAAUUCUGGCACACGACAGGUGCGAUGCAUGAGGUUAGCCAGCUUUAAGCUAACUGAGCAUGGCCUCAAUCUCACCUGGUCUCUCUCGACGCUGGUUCCUCGAA